AUGGCAGAAUUAGGCAUCAUAGCUUCCGUCGUCCAGAUCGCAGACGUCGGCCUUCGCCUCAGCAUCAAACUCUACACCUUUGGCGAAAUAGUCGCCAGCGCAGACCGUUCCGUCAUCUCCAUCUCAAAGGAUGUCUCCCUUACGUCUGGGGUGUUGAAAGAGCUUGGGCGCAUACUUGAUAAGGACAAGGAAACUGGGACAUUCUCGGAGAAUGCCGUCCAAACCGCAGAUGGCGUUGUCAAGGAGUGUCUGGAGGUGUUUCAGGAGAUGGAGAACAUAUUGGUGAAGAAAUUGCCCAGUCUGGGACGUGGACGUAGGGAAGGGAAGGGAGGAGAGAGGGCGAAGAGGGCGACGAUCAUGUUGGAGAGGCUCAAGUGGGGGUAUUUGCAGCCGAAGCUACAACUGCUGCGAAGCAAUCUGGACAGACUGAAAUCGACGCUCUUGUUGAUGUUAAAUGUUAUCACUUACGCAAGGCAGGUGUCUGGGAAAACCGAGUCGCCAUCUCUGAUCGCUGAGCAGAGGUCUCUCAUCGAGGAUCUGGCGCAUUCGAACCGCGAAUACAUUCGCAAAUUUGAAGGAUUGAAGCUUGGAGUUGGGGGACCUGCAGUAGAGCAGGUGGAUGAUGCUUCAAGCAUUGGAGCAUUCGAAAGGGAACCGAGCACUACAACAGGGUCACAGCCAGGAGCAUCUACCCGCACAUUUGAGAGGAUGAAGCUUUCUAUUGGAGGGAUACCGCUACAGGACAGAAAGAAUCCUUGGGGCCUUGGAUCCAGGGGGCCCACCACUGCGAUAAAUUCGUCGCCAAAAGCACCAAGCAAUGUGACAAGAUCGCUGGCCACGCCGCCAAACGCAAACAUCGAAAACGUGUUCAUCAAUACAAACGUACAGACUAAAAAGGCAAUGCCACCAGUAGGAGAGCGAGGAAUACCAACAACAGAGGCGUCGAUGGGGUUGGACCAAGAAGUGCUCUUCAAGCAGCUUGAACAUUAUUCGAUGCUCAUCAGAAAUUUACUGAAAGAGGUGGAUGAAGCACAAUAUAAGGUCACAUACAAGAGCCGAUUGCGAGUGAAGGGCGGUAUAGCAGGUCUCCAUGAGGGUGAAAGGCAGGAGCUUGAGAAGAUUUGGGGGUGCACGGCGCUGCAAAGUGCGGAAGAAAGACUUGAUUCUCUCACGGAGGGACUGGAAGAACUGCCUAGGAUGAAUAGAUUCGUGGCGAGAGACCCUGUCAAGAUGUUCUCCCCUAGCAAGCUGAGGCUCAAGAGAACACCCCUGUCGAUGGCGGCAAACCGUGGGCCCGACAGCGGAGAGCAAGAGGAGGCUUCCUUCUGGUUACCACAAGCCACACCGGAUGGACGUUUGGUCUAUUUGAAUUCAAUCACUGGGACAUCCACGAUGGAAAACCCUUCCAAAAUGUCAAUUUCGGUCAACGAGGCUGCCGCAAAACGGAGCAGGAUCAUCGGUAUGUCUGAGAACAAUCGAAAUCCUAUUGAUAGGCUGGCUGGGGUCUACACAAGGAACGAUUCCGUACCAGAGUCGGAAUAUCACCUUUCAGAUAAGAAAUACAUCAAGCUUUCGGACUCCGUCCCAAGAGCCUCGAGAGACAAUCCGAGAAUUGAGGAGUCAUGCGCGCCAAUCGCCGACACGGAUAUCAAGCCGGCAGGGGAGCAGACCAGAAAAAAAGCAGAUCAUGCUAGUACGUCGAGUGACAUGAAGACCCGAACCUUAGGCCGCAAGAACGUCAAGGGUCUUGCGUUGAGCGCCGCACCAAAGGCGGUCCCUGCUCCGUCAGCGACUGGCACAGCGAGGGAUGAAGUGGGGGUGGAGCAUUAUCCUAAUCUGUGGGAAGCAAGCAUUGUUGGAGCAGCGGCUGGCGCAGGCGCUUUCACCUCACACCACCUAUCGGGCCAAUCAAGUGAAAACGGGCCUGUGCAGUUUCGAGACUCGAAACCCACGGUUGCUGAAUACUCCGAUCGAGAUCCUAAUACGGACAAAUGGCUAGAGCAGGAACAUGAAAGGGAAGAUCGCUGUCAUGAAUCCGAAAGUUUGAAAUUAAAACUAUAUUCAUUUGCUGACUACCAGAAUAUGAAAAAUUACACCGAUGACGGCAGGGAUGCCCCAUACCUGGACAAAGUCACGGCUACGCAAGACCCACAGGCUGUAGCGCCGUUCAACCUUCGGAUGGGGGAUGAUAUGCCUCAAUCGAAACCAUCUUCCUUACUUGAUCAUCUUUGCGGAACCAAGGACGCUGGAGUAACACCAGAUGGUACAGUGCUGAUCGAGCAGUUCCGUGGAUUGAAACGGAACCUCGAGCAAGAGCAUCAAGAGACAGUUUACGGGAACCGAACGAGUGAGACAGAAGUCACCGCUCGCGCUAGUCAGAAUACAGUACCUCUUCCGGAGGACAACGCCGCCUUGGAUGCAAAAUUCCCGCGUGCCAUCGCUUCCUAUUUCCGAGACCAUGAAGGUUCAAAGAUGCCUCAAGCCAUAGCGCAGCGUUUCACAUUGGUGGGUUCCCAAGAGUAUCAAGAUGCUUCACCCGGUGACAUUGGAAUUCCAGGACUCUCUGCGCGCAGUGACUGUUCUCAGAAUGAUGCACUUGAAAGUCUCGCCGGCGCCAGAAAUUCAAGGCCUUCUCGAUCUGUUUUUGAUGGUAUGGGAGAAAGACAGAUGGAUCGGGCUUUGAGAAUCAUGAUUCCAGAUCCUGAUGGUGUAUUGAAGCCUACCACUCUCCCUCCCCUUCGAAGGCCAGACCAAGGUCCUGUCCUCGAAUGUCCAUUCACCUUCCUUAAGUGCUUCAGACAAUUUACCGUCUUAAACGAACGAGAAUGGAUUCAGCACAGUCUGGAACAUUUUCGGACCAACGAAAAACGGCCGAGAAAGGUCGAUCCGCCGAAGAUCAACUCGUGCUGCUUUUGCUUCCAAAGGUUUCAAGCACCCAUUGGUGUUGUCAGUUGGCGCGACCGCAUGGACCACGUCAAGAAUCAUCAUCAUUAUUUGGGCCAUCGUCUGGCGGCCGCUCGAUAUGACUUUGCCCUCAUUGAAUACUUUUGGCAAAAUGGCUUAUUGUCGUUGGCGGACUAUCGGGAAUUGAAACCGAAUUCUGUCAACAAGCAUGGCAACAACAUUGGCCACGCAGAGCAAGCGGAUACAUCGAUUCUUAAGGGACUUCAGACCAACAAGCAAGGCAUUGUUAUCGGUCCUGAAGGCGUUCCGAUCGCUCGUCUCGUGGAAGGCAAGGCAAACGAGCUUGUCGGCAAGAUAUGUGACGAGGACGGUCAGCUCUGGAAUGAUCUCGGCAAGGUCAUCGGACGGUGCGAGCUUAUCCCUGAGAAUGAGCGCGAGGCUAAAGCUGAAGGUUCUUUCGCUGGGCUGGAGGGCUGUGUCGUUGUCAAGGAUGGCAUGAUUGAAGACGAAAAUAAACGUAGAGUUGGAGUCGUUGUCGAGGGCGAUGCGACGCGACUUAUUGGCCGUGCUGUUGAUGAAGACGGAGAUAUCAUUGGCAAAUAUGGUGACGUCAAAGGUCAUGCCGAGCUGUAUGAGGAACCCCAAGAAGAAAUGGCAGAACUGUCUUCCAUGGGAGGGGACCUCGUCGAAAGUGCUGUGGAUGAAGCAAUAGAGCCCGUCACUCGAUUCAAAAUCGAUGAAGAGGUGAUCAAUUCGCACGUCACGGGAUCAGGGUACAGGCCACCCAUGCGUCGUGCAGUUGCAGCAUGCACAGCCUGUAGAGAACAGAGGGUCAAAUGCAACAGGGCCGAGCCAAUGUGUGUCCAUUGCGAACAAUACGGGGUAAAAUGCAUCUACAACAAUAAUACAAAUCUAAGCCAAGGCGCUGGUCCAGACCUAUCUUCUAAUGUCAGACCCGGUGCAGAUCGCCCAACGUUCCAGCGAGAUGACAGCUUCUCAGACUCGGCUGCAGAAGCGAAGAUGGAAGCCGACCGCAAGUUUUUCAAUGAACCGAAAUCUGCAAUCUCAAGUAGACAUUACCUACUCUCUUUCAGCGACGACGUCCCCAACAGUGACCGGAUUCUCGAGCGUGCCGAUCCCCUACGGCCUCCCGCCUCUGACGCAGAGAAGCGCAUUCAAAAGCAAGCCGAUACUUUUCAGUGCACAUUAUGCCCGAAGAAGUUCACUCGUCACCUCCGGACCCAUACUGGGGAGCGACCUUUUCUAUGCACAGUCUGUGGCGAAUCUUUCGCGCGCCUGUUCGAUCUCAAAAGACAUGCGGCGCUGCACAGCGGAGAGGAAUCUCAUUCCGACGAGCGCGAUCCUGGUAGCGACGUCGAUUCACAGACAUCGAUGAAGAGAGGAGAAGAGAGUUCAACACAUACGCGUCCCCAAGAAAAAGACCGGAAAUUCAUUUGGCCGGAGUUGGGGGACGACUCUCCGGACAUCAUAAUUCCUGUCGGCACAUCGUAUGAUGCGGCCGCCCCUUCAUCCAUCGACAACGCCUACUUGACUGAAGGUGACGAAGAGCAGAAAAACAGAUUUAUGGAGACGACAGACGAGUACAAAGAGUUAAUGGACGAGAAUGUCCUUGGUCAAGACUUUCACCAGCAGGCACGCAUGCAACAGCAUCGAAGUGCACUCGACGCAUCAGCUCUCAUGGAAGAACCCUCAGGUCCAACUUCUCCUCGUUAUACCUGGUCUUUUUCAGCACCCACGGAGUUCAAGUUUCCAGAGACGCAAGAUACGGCAGCGGCGCGAACUAGAAUCCAGGAUCCAGGCAUUGACUUGGAUUCAGUGGAUAGCGUGCUGGAAAGAGGGAGCUCUGAGAGGUGGCAGCGCGGAAGCGAACAAGACGAUCCGGGGGUGGCGGAUAUGGAGUUGGUAGAUCGCCUCGUUUUCUUGUGGACCACGGUGAAGCAUUUGUAA
Messenger RNA from Letharia lupina, 4872 nucleotides. RefSeq lists its product as uncharacterized. The record is from RefSeq and is a predicted model, not a curated record. The coding region runs from base 1 to 4872 and encodes 1623 amino acids. Gene Ontology annotation, biological process: regulation of DNA-templated transcription. Gene Ontology annotation, molecular function: zinc ion binding; DNA-binding transcription factor activity, RNA polymerase II-specific. NCBI's taxonomy places the organism in Eukaryota, Fungi, Ascomycota, Lecanoromycetes, Lecanorales, Parmeliaceae. The transcript has 2 exons.